UUCAAAACUACUCAUAACGUUGGUCGAGAAUAUUGCUUGCUCAUGUUACGUCCCCCGAACUUUGUCUUGAGAACUUCAACUCAAACUUCAAAGAUCUUAUAUUAUCAAUCGUAAUGUUCCGUAACCAGUAUGACAACGAUGUGACUGUAUGGAGUCCCCAGGGGAGGAUUCAUCAGAUAGAGUAUGCCAUGGAGGCUGUCAAGCAAGGCUCUGCGACCGUAGGUCUCAAGUCCAAGACCCACGCUGUGCUCGUGGCCCUCAAGAGAGCUUCGUCAGAGCUGUCCUCUCACCAGAAGAAGAUUAUUCCUAUUGAUGAUCACAUCGGUAUCUCCAUAGCUGGGCUCACAUCCGAUGCCAGGAUGCUAAGCAAAUUCAUGAGAACAGAAUGUCUGAAUUCCCGCUAUGCAUACGAGACUCCGCUACCUGUUUCAAGAUUAGUUGCUGAAAUUGGCAACAAAUCUCAAAUCAACACACAGAGGUAUGGACGGAGACCAUAUGGUGUAGGGCUUCUUGUAGCUGGGUAUGAUGAGAUGGGUCCUCAUAUCUUCCAAACCUGCCCGUCAGCCAACUACUUUGAUUGUAAGUGCAUGGCCAUCGGAGCUCGAUCUCAGUCAGCAAGAACCUACCUUGAAAAGAGGCUUGAUGAAUUCCAGAACUCUACCCUUGAAGAACUGGUUAAGCAUGGACUGAGAGCUCUAAGGGAUACACUUCCAAAUGAGAGUGAACUCAACACAAAGAACUGCUCGGUCGCUAUCGUAGGCAAGGAUGAGAAGUUUACAGUCUAUGAAGAUGAUGACGUUGCCAAAUUUCUGGCUGGUAUAGAGACAGAAUCCAGAUCUAAGCGACGCCAAACGGACCAAGCUACCAUGGAUACGGACACCCCAGCAACAGAAGGUGAACAAGCGCCCUCUACAGGUUCAGAGCAGCCAAUGGAGCAUUAACACUGAUCUAAAAGUGGUGUAGGGGAGCAAGUGUUUUUGUAAUGUAUAUUGUUCAUAGUACAACUGUUGAUAUUCUUAUUGUUAAUUUGGUUUGUUUAUAAACAAGUCUACUUUCUCCUUGAUCAUGUGGGAAUGAGAGGAGGCGUGAUAGCUCAGUCGGUAGAGCGGUGACUCGGUUUUGAUUCACACUUGAUAAUGGUUGCCAUUCAUCAAUUUUGAUUGACUCUCUCAUUCCGACUUGAUGCAAGUGUGCCCUAUAGUAAGGUAUUUAUCUUAAUUGUCAGGUCCCUCGGAGAGGACUCUAAACCUGCAGUCCAUUUGUUGCUAUCAAUCCAGUAAUAACGAAUCUAAUCCAUUCAUCAUAUUAAUCUUGGACUGACUCUCUCAUUGCCACUUAAUGUGCCAGUGCCUUUAGUAAGGCAUUUAUUCUCAUUACAAGUUUCCUUGGAGAAGACCUCAAACCCUAAGUCCUCUGGUUGCUCACUAUUCAUGAAUCCAUCAGUUAAUUUAGAGUGAUCCCCUUGUAAAAUAUUAAAAGUGCUACCUGUCACUGUUGGGAAAGAUACAGGUUUAAUUUCCUAAUGCCUCCUUUCAGAAAGGACAAAGGUCGCCAAUAUUUUUCAUAUUGAUUGUGGACGAAUCAUCUCACUUCUGACAAUAAUUGCGUUUUAAUUAUGCUUCAAAUGUAAAACAAAAUCGGUCAAAACUUGCAUAGAAACAUUUGGUACGUCAAUAAAAUAACUUUGUCAAAGAAAAUUUACACAAAAUAUUAGUAUUGUAGGAGCUCAGUUUAGUGAAUUGGAGUAAAAAGUAUGAUUUAUUGAUAAUUUAACAAUAGAAAAUAGAUUUUUUAUAUCUGAAAAUUGAUAAAAUACAAUGUUCUUGGGGAUAUUGCACACCACCAUUCACUAACUUUCUAUCUGAAUUAUAGCCAACAUUUUGAUAAUUUUAAUUUUCAUCAGAAAAAUGCUAAUGCUACCGUUGCAUCUAUGAAAAUGACACCUGGGGGGGUUUCAUAAAGCUGUUCAUAAGUUCAGAGUGACUUUAAGAACGAAUGGUGAAACUCUUAUGUGCUAAACCAUCUCCAGUGAACAUUUUGGUGUAUACCAGUAAACACAAGAAAGGUUAACCAGUCGUUCUUGCAGUCACACUUAACUAUGAACAGCUUUAUGGAGCAGCCCCCAGACUGAAAAAAAUAUAUAUCUUUUGUGUUAUUGGUGAUGACAAACCAGUUGUUGGUGUGACAUGGUCUGUCUGUUGGAAUUCUACUAAGGAUCAUUGUAUAGUGUAUUUCCUAAGCUUUAUUAUAUGUUUAGACUAUUUUGUAAAAAAAUAAAAUGUUUUUUUUUAAGUAAACACCACCGGGGGGCCUGUAACACAAAGUUUAACAAUGAUUGUAGAACAAUUUCCUACGCUUCCACUGCAUUGACUACAAUGUUCAAUAAAUCUUGAAAUCAAGCAUUAAUUGCUAACCUUUGUGAUGUGGGACCCAGAUGUCCCUUGAAGACAGCACCCUGGGGUGUUGAAACAAUACACCUUCAAGAUUAACACCAAUUAGUUUUAAAAUAAGUGUUAUGAUAACACCUACAGGUUUUGAACUAACACCAAAAGUUAACACUGGAGUAGAAUGACUUGUGUUGUCCUCUAUACUGUACACCAUCCACACCACAUUGUUUACUGUGUGUAGAAUGUUA
Lytechinus variegatus (green sea urchin) is the source of this 2635-nucleotide messenger RNA. It is a transcript of the gene psma1, whose product is annotated as proteasome subunit alpha type-1-like. Bases 114 to 941 code for a protein of 275 amino acids. The record is from RefSeq and is a predicted model, not a curated record. Gene Ontology annotation, biological process: ubiquitin-dependent protein catabolic process. Gene Ontology annotation, cellular component: proteasome core complex, alpha-subunit complex; proteasome core complex; nucleus. The transcript is spliced from 9 exons. NCBI's taxonomy places the organism in Eukaryota, Metazoa, Echinodermata, Echinoidea, Temnopleuroida, Toxopneustidae.